Molecule: messenger RNA, 1320 nt
Organism: Recurvomyces mirabilis
Lineage: Eukaryota; Fungi; Ascomycota; Dothideomycetes; Mycosphaerellales; Teratosphaeriaceae
Exons: 2
Coding region: 1-1320 (439 amino acids)
Biological process (GO): chromatin remodeling
Cellular component (GO): nucleus; Ino80 complex
Source: RefSeq, a predicted model, not a curated record
AUGGCCGAAACAGCCACCCCGCCCACCGGCCACCCUACCUUGGGCGGAAAGUCACUGGAUAAUCUGCCACCAAACCCAUAUGCCGCACCUGAAAGAGGUCAGUCGUACAGGUCAUGGCGGAAGAAAUAUCGCAAGAUGCGUGCCAAGUUCGACGGCGUGCUGGAGGAGAACCGGCGCAUGUUUCGCGACGAGUGUAAGCUGGAGGGCUUAGCCAAGAGACUACGAGAGGAGCUUGACGGCCUCCUGGACAUCUGCCUCGACCUGAACGAGAAUCCAUCGCUACCACCCGAACUCCGCUUCAACAUCCGUCCCCCACUCCGAUUACCACCAGUCGUAGAAAUCCCCGACAGCCUCACCCCCGAACACGCCGACCAAAUGCUGCUCGACUACCAGCAAGCCGUCCGCCAAGGCACAAUCCCGCAUCUCGACCUCCACAUCGUCCGCAGCGAAGUCGAAUACAAGCUCGCAGCACAAGAAUCACGCCCCCUCGACAACCUCCUCGCCAGCCUACCCUCCCGCCCCACCGCAGACAGCAUAUCAGAAGACCUCCUCCACCCCCGCGACGAUCCACCACCACCCGGCUACCUCACCGCUGACCAAGAAACAGAAUACCUAACCAAACUCGACACCAAACUCACCGACCCCCUGAGCGCCCACCGUCUAAGCGAGACAGCAAUCCCAACCCACAGCAAGACUCCCUCCAAGUCAACAACGACAGAAGAAGACAAACACUUCGCCGAAAUGACCCCGCGCGAACUAGAACGCCACGUCGAACUCCUCAACCCGCAAAGCCAACACAACUGGCUCAAAUCCCACCACAAACUCGGCCUGCUCGAAGAUGGUGCAAACGGCGAGACCGAAAGCCUAGCCGCGCAUGAUCAAGGUGGGAAUAUCUCAUCGAUCUCCAAACCCAGCCCCUCGAGCCUCACAACCGCCCCGCGGAAACGAGGCGGUGGCGGCACGGGGAAGAAUCUGGCGAAGCAGGUGGGUGAUCGGGCUUUGGAACGAGCGAGGGAGGAGGGGGGGAGUCCGGGGAUUUCUGGGUAUGAUGGUGGUGGGUAUGGGGAUGAGGAGAUGACGGUGAUGGGUGGUGAGGUUCCCGGUAGUGGUAAGAAGAAAGGUAGUGGUAGUGGGGGGAGGGAUGGGGAUGGGGCAUAUAAUCCUAAGCAAGGGGUUAAGGGAAGUGGGAAUGGAGGUGGGAGUGGUGGUGGUGGUGGUGGAGGGAAGGCGAAGAGGAAACGGAGUGGAGGGGAGGAACUGGGUGGGGGUUCUUCUGCGUCGGCGGGGAAGAAGGCGAGGGUUGAGGGAGGAGGGGAGUAG